Molecule: messenger RNA, 219 nt
Organism: Parastagonospora nodorum SN15
Lineage: Eukaryota; Fungi; Ascomycota; Dothideomycetes; Pleosporales; Phaeosphaeriaceae
Exons: 2
Coding region: 1-219 (72 amino acids)
Source: RefSeq, a predicted model, not a curated record
AUGACAACCCAUGCUGCAGAUGCAGACCGCGUUUCGACUCCCAUCGAGAAACCCACCCUCACCCAGCCAUACAUGAACCAACUGCAUCCGCGCGUUGACACAACGAAGCUGCUGGUGGACUGCGUCUUCUCGAAGCAGAAGGACCUCGAGCUCGUCUCUUCUGGCCAAGUCUCGCUACCAGACAUUGUCUUUUGUCGUGCAUUCAGACAUGCAGCAUAG